Nycticebus coucang (slow loris) is the source of this 5603-nucleotide messenger RNA. RefSeq names its product RAD52 homolog, DNA repair protein (gene RAD52). NCBI's taxonomy places the organism in Eukaryota, Metazoa, Chordata, Mammalia, Primates, Lorisidae. The transcript has 13 exons. Gene Ontology annotation, cellular component: nucleus. The coding region runs from base 212 to 1504 and encodes 430 amino acids. The record is from RefSeq and is a predicted model, not a curated record. Gene Ontology annotation, biological process: mitotic recombination; double-strand break repair via single-strand annealing; double-strand break repair via homologous recombination.
CUUGCACUUUCCUUCCCAGACUCCUCUGCGCGGCCUCUAGCUAAGCUCCCUUUCACUUGUUUUAUAGCUAGACGGAGCUCCCUGCGUGCACCGCGCGCUCCCCGAGGCGCGCUAAGGCAGCUGUGAACUGCAAUGUCUUUGGAGACCACAGGUAGUAGAUGACACAGUCACAAGCUGGACCUGGUCACCAGCCACAUCAGCCUUCGCAUGAAUGAGAGGUCAACCAGAAUCAACCAUGUCUGGGAAGGAGGACGCAAUCUUUGGAGGACGCGACCGCCAUCCUGCUGGUGGCAGCUCUGUAUUAUGCUUUGGACAGUGCCAGUACACAGCAGAGGAGUACCAGGCCAUUCAGUGUGCUCUGAGACAGAGGCUGGGACCAGAAUACAUAAGUAGCCGCAUGGCUGGAGGAGGCCAGAAGGUUUGUUACAUUGAGGGUCAUAGGGUAAUUAAUCUGGCCAAUGAGAUGUUUGGUUACAAUGGCUGGGCACACUCCGUCACACAGCAGAAUGUGGAUUUUGUUGACCUCAACAAUGGCAAGUUCUACGUGGGAGUCUGUGCAUUUGUGAGGGUCCAGUUGAAGGAUGGUUCAUAUCAUGAAGAUGUGGGUUAUGGUGUUAGUGAGGGCCUGAAGUCCAAGGCCUUGUCUUUGGAGAAAGCAAGGAAGGAGGCAGUGACCGAUGGGCUGAAGCGUGCCCUCAGGAGUUUUGGGAAUGCACUUGGAAAUUGUAUCCUGGACAAAGACUAUUUGAGGUCACUAAAUAAGCUUCCACGCCAGUUACCUCUGGAAGUGGAUUUAACUAAAGCGAAGAGGCAAGAUUUUGAACCAUCUGUGGAACAGGCAAGAUAUAAUAGCUGUCAACCAAACAUGGUGCUGGGACACCCAAAAACACAGAAAGUGACCUCCCCUUGCAGACCAUGCCACCCAAAUGAUGUCCACGUUGUGAUACAGGAGGAAAAGGACAGCAGCUCCCGACACCUGACCACAUCCACUGUGGAUAGUGAUGCCACGUACCAGCGGAAGCUCCGGCAAAAGCAGCUGCAGCAGCAGUUCCGGGAGCAGAUGGAGAAACAGGAGCAAAUGGAGAAACAGGAGCAAGUUCAAUCAUCUGCCCCAUCAGUUGAAAAGAAGAGUGAGGCAGUGCUUGCGGCCCCUCCUCUGACACACAGCACUCCCAUAACUGCUGUCUCAGAACCAGUCACUGAGAAAGACUGCACAUCAGAGAAUCUUGACAGUCUUGAAAUGUGGGAUCUGACUCCAGAUGUACUGGACAGUGUUGUCAAGCCCUUGUUUGGACCAGAACCACCCCAGACAUCAGACACACUAGCACUGAACAACCAGAUGGUGACCUCAAACAGGACCCCAUACAGCCUUUGCCACCAGAAGCCACAAGCAAAACCAGGAACCUGGCAACCUCAAACUCACAGCACUAACCAGCCUGUAACAGGUAACUGGGAAUCUCUUAAGAGCCAGGACAUGAAGAAAAGGAAAUUGGAUACAUCUUAACUGAGGCUCAGGCUACAUCACUGGGACUCUAUCCUAAAGGGAUUUUGGAAAACUACUUUUUGGUCACACUGGUCAUCGUUCCUGGAGAGUAAACUUCAUUUCUAAAGGUUUACCUUGUUUCAUUCUGCAGCUUAUCUGAGGAUUUGCUGAGUCUACUGUAGUUAAUAAAGCUGAGCGCCUUUAAAAAGCUUGUCGCACACUGCAGUGGGAAGGUGCUGGACAGAUGAAACACGCCUUUUUUGGCUCUUGUGGCUUUCAUUAUUUAUUCCUAAGCUAUUAUGUUAAUAAAGAUAGACAUUUUGGGAAUUGCAGCUGGCUGCCUGUCCUCAAGCAAUGGAGGCCAGACAUGGUACGAGGCACUGGCUUUAACAACUGCCAACAAUAAAUUGUUUGGAAUAAUCUGUUUUCUUUUCCUGUAGGAAAAUGUCCACAUAAGUACUGUAUUUCAUGGAACAAGGUUGCAGUAGUGCUUUUUACUACUUGUUAUCCAACAAGGCUACAAUCUUCAUCUAAUAUAACCUCUUAAUUUAUGGGUUUACAACAUCACAAUCCUGCAUUCUUUCAAAAUCAACUUUUUUUUCCUAAGCAAGAAAAUGAUUUAAGAGCAAGGAAAGGCAUUUUGAGAAAGCAAAUCCUUUUCUAACAAAAUAUAAAAUACACAGGCUGCAGACGACACCUGUGGCUCAAGGCGCUGGCCCCAUAUACUGGGAGUGGUGGGUUUGAGCCCAGCCCCGGGCAAAACUACAGAAACAAAAAAAAAGUAUAAAAUAUACAGGCUGAGAAUCCCUUAUCUGAAAUGCUUGAGACCAGAGUUAUUUUGGAUUUUGGAAUAUUUGUAUGUACAUAAUGAGAUCUCUUAGGGUUAGGAGCCGAAUCUAAGCAUUAAACUCAUUUAUAUUUCAUAUAUACCUUAUACAGGUAGCCUGAUGGCCAUUUUAUACAUUUUAAAUAAUUUUGUGCAUAAAACAAAGUUUGUGCACAAGAUACACUGUAGCUGAAGAGCACUGGGAUGGUAUUGGGGCCACUGAAUAAACUGUUCAUGCCUGUUUUGACUGUCCUGUCAAAUGGGGCCAGGUGUGGAAAUUCCUACUUGUGGCAUCAUGUGCUCAAACUGUUUGCAUUUGGGGUCUCAGAUUUUGGAUUAGGGAUGCUCAACCUGUAGCUGUUUUUAAAUCCUCAUUUCAGAUGUGAAAUGUAACCCACCUUAACAUUUUCCUUUGUGUUUAGAUAUUUUAGAAUUCUUUCCCCCAAUAAUGAGUUUGCAAUCUUACUUUUUACUUAUGCCUAAUGUGGAAGCAAUGACUAACUUUUUUGGAUUACAGACCCAUUUGUGGGAAGCUGUGACUGAGGUAAGGAACUAAAAAGUACUGGCCAACAGCUGAUCAUCUGUAUUCCUUCAAAAGAUGCAGAGGCAGUAGCUUAUCUUGAUUUUCCUCUUCUUUUUUUUUUUUUUUUUGAGACAGAGCCUCAAGCUGUCGCCCUGGGUAGAGUGCUAUGGCGUCACAGCUCACAGCAACCUCCAAAUCCUGGGCUCAAGCGAUUCUCCUGCCUCCGCCUCCCAAGUAGCUGAGACUACAGGUGCCUGCCACAAUGCCCGGCUGUUUUUUGGUUGCAGCCAUCGUUUGGCAGGCCCAGGCUGGAUUCAAACCUACCAGCUCAGGUGUUAUGUGGCUGGUGCCUUAGCCGCUUGAGCCACAGGCACCUAGCCAAUUUUCCUAUUUUCUAAAAGCUUUACUUGUUAUAUAUGGAUUUGGUGAUUUUGUCAUAUAUUCAGUUUUUGAUUUUGAUAUCCUUACCAUUUUUCUAUGGCAAAAAUAUUUUUCUCUGUCCGUAAUUUUAGUUCACCGCAAAAUUGUUGCUAAAAAAAAUUCCCAAGAAUUAGGAAUCCAGUUUUAAAUUGCAUAUUACUCAAAAUAGCUCCAAUGAGGAUGUGAAAGAGAAGUUGCUGGAAAUGAAACCUCACAGGUCAACAAAAGCAAAGUUUGGUUUAUUUGAAUGGUUUCAUUAAAUAAAUCUACAAAGGUAACAAACUGAAGCACAAAGCGCAAUCUUACAAGAAGCGCAACACCCAGAGUUAGUGCAAAAUGUACAAUUAAUGGCUGCUGAGAAACUCCCAAAGUUUGAAUUCAGUUUAUUUGUUUUUUUAAACAGUAUACAUUGUUAAAUAAUGUAAAGAAAACAUUUAUAAUUCAGAAAGAUUUUUAAUGUGGAAAAGACUCAAAGUGUACUAUUAACACAAAAAUAAUUUAAACAGUUCAGUAGCACUAGUUCAUUCCUCUAGGCUUCAGUUAUUUCAUCCACAGGCGGGGAAAAAUGAAUCAACAGUAAAUAAAACCAGUUCUUAGUUUUUGUGUAUGAGUGAAAAGAUCUCAAAAUUAUUAAACCAAAGUAACAAAACGAUCAUGUGCUGCAUUUGGCUCCCUCGUCCCUCUGGAUAAAGUUUUGUUCCAUUCAUCUUAGGUUGUCCAUUUCUCAUUACUUGGCACUCUCCAUUCUGUCCUUACUCUUACCCUCUCCCCAAAAAUUACAAGCAGAGAAUAAAUAAGUAAACAGUUUUAAACCAAAACUUGAAACUGCCAGCCUUUUCAUUUCUACCUUCCUAAAACCCUCAGCUCUCAUUUGCCUCUCUGGGGCUCACAGCACACAGCAAAGCAAGCUAGGAAGCAAGGGACUGGCUCUUCCUAGGGUUGUGGUUAUUCCUGGGAAGUGCCACUGGGUGUGGGAUGAAAGGUUGGAAAUAUGUCAGUUUUCCAACUAAAUGUCAAGAGCAGAAGCAUCCCCCAGGAGUCCUAGCUUCUUUCCGUAUCUUGAGAGACAAUAUAGUUCCCAUACAUAGCCAAUUAGGAUAAUAUUUCUGGAAAGUUCUGAAAACAACAGAAAUGCCCAUUACUAAUUAGGCAUAGCACUGAAUAAUACUGGUUGGUUGCAGUUAUUACUUAAGGGAAGCAUUUGUAGGAAAAUGUGAGAAUAUUAGUUGUAACUUUAGACAUAAAGGUGGCAAAACAUUAUAAUCCUGCAACCAUUUGGACAUCAUAGAGAAAAUAGGUAGGAAUAAGCAUUCUUUCCGACAAUGCUUAUUAAUUCAGAUGUGGAAAGAUUCACUAUCCACAAAAUAUAGUACCCCAAGCUGAGAAAUGCAUGGUACAUGUGCAAGAAGAGGAAAGCAAUCCAGUUUUAGAGCAACCUUCUCCACCUGUGGUUUUUUACUAUCACAUUUUCCAACUUAAAAACUAGCCUCCAACCCCUUCUCUUUAUGUUUUAAUUUCUUCUAGGUCUUGUCUGUUCAAGCCCAGCUCAAAUAUGUAAGGCUUAUGACAGUCACUGGCUAGGUUCAAGUAUCUUCUAAACAAGUUUGUUCCCCGUUCUUUAGUCUCUCUUUUUCCUUUCAUUGAGCACACACCACUCUUAAUCUUUUAAAUUGCCCCAUUUAGUUAGAACGCCCCUUUUCCUGAAACAGAACUCUCUAUUCCAACCACUGAUGCCAACUUAACUUCUCACCUGACUCAUCUUACACCUGCUCUAGACAAAAAUUGUUGAAUGACUUAAAAAAAUUACUCUUUCAACUUCCCUUUGGCAUAUCCACUGCUAGGGUCACAUGGACCUGUAAUUUCCUUCCACAUGCCCUUUGCUGAUCUGGGGUCUGAUCAAGUUGAUGCUAAUGGCAGAAGCAAUAGAAGUCCAAGGCACUAAAAUGUCCAGCAAGCAACACUGGGAGAACAGAAGUAUUCAAGUACAGUAAUUUAUACAAUUUUACAUUCACAUUUAUUUAUCUAAUACAAUGGAAAUACAAAGGAAAAAAGUUAAAGUGUCUCAAAAAGUAAAGGACAGAGCUUUUUUUUUUUUUGGAACUUUUUAACGUUUCAUAUUUUACUCUUAAAACUACUGUUGUCCAACAACAUUUAUAUAAUAUCACAGUGUUUCCACAUCAAAACUGAUGGCGAAGUUACAUGUCCGCAGGGAACUUAAUUUUUUUUCCUAAUUGCUAAUGCUGCAGUCAAAGCUGCUAAUAUCUUUUGCUUAAAGCACUAAUGACCUAUCAUAAGGGUAACAACCCCAGUCCCCUGGUAUUUUUCACUGGGUUCUAAAGAGCAAAGAAAAA